Caenorhabditis briggsae is the source of this 1218-nucleotide messenger RNA. Bases 1 to 1218 code for a protein of 405 amino acids. Gene Ontology annotation, molecular function: small GTPase binding. The transcript is spliced from 8 exons. The record is from RefSeq and is a predicted model, not a curated record. Gene Ontology annotation, biological process: vesicle-mediated transport. Lineage: Eukaryota; Metazoa; Nematoda; Chromadorea; Rhabditida; Rhabditidae. Gene Ontology annotation, cellular component: membrane; Golgi apparatus.
AUGGAUUUGAAUUUUCAAAACUUUGAAAAUGUGAACUCGACGAACGAGCAAUCAGGAGCGUUUGGAGGGAAUAUUGGUGAUCGGAAUAAUCUCGUCGGCUCCGGCGCCUCCUCAUCCACACCAUCAGCCGGCGUCUUCGACGACACCCAAUCAGGAACGUCGACAAGAAAAGGAAACCUGUUCUCCUUCGAAUAUUAUCAACAAUUCUUCGAUGUGGAAACUGAUCAAGUCGUAAAACGACUCAUGAACAGUGUUGUGCCAACACAUCGAAACUAUAUUCAAGACUUCCUUCAGCCGAUUCCAGACCUCUGGGGUCCAUUUUGGGUAUCUGUUACACUGGUUUUUGCUAUUGGAAUUUUUGGAAAUCUGGCACAAUUCAUUGAGAAUGACGGAGCCAAAGGAUCGUAUGGAUCUGAUUUUCGAAUGGUGACUUCUGCGUCCACACUGAUUUUCCUCUACGUCGUUAUUGUGCCUCUUCUCCUCUACGGACUUCUUUGGAAUCGUCGUUCGGAGCUUCUUCAUCCAUACGUGGAUCUUGUGUGCUUGUAUGGAUACUCGUUGUCGAUUUUUAUUCCGGUUACUUUCUUGUGGAUUGUGGACAUUGGUUGGUUCCGCUGGGCCCUCAUCUUCGUCUCCGUUGGUCUUUCUGGAACCGUAUUGGCGAGAGCUAUCUGGCCAGCUGUACAAAAUGAUGUUAAUAAAAUGGUCGCGUUCGGAACCAUCGCCGUCGUCGUCAUCCUUCACUUCUUGCUCGCCUUCACUUUCAAGGAGUUCUACUUCGAUGCGAUGCAUCCGGCCAAAUCGGUGGCUCCAGUCCCAGUUGCUCCGACUACACUGGCUCCAUUGGAUUCCACAACAGUCGCUAUGAUUCAAAAUGCCACGUCAUCGAAUGGCACGGAUCCAGAAGCGCCGAAUAUGAUUGUUAUGGAGAUGACCACCGUGGAACCGGAGCCAUCAACGAAAAAAGUGGAUGUAGUAAAGAAAGACGAGAAGAAGAGGGAUUCGGCGGAAGUGACUAAAAAAGCUCCAGAAGUCGUCACAACAAUCGGAAAAAAAGAUGAGAAGGUGGAUUUGAAGCCAGCCAACGCUACAGUAACCACCACGGAGAAACCAAAAGUGACUGAAGAAAAGAAGAAAUCGGAAGAAGAGAAAUCACCAGCUUCAAAAACGAAAGAAUCAAAAAAUUCUACUGAGAAAUCUGCUGAAAAAUCCAAAUAA